GAACCCCCUCUUCAAUCACCGAUUGUUCAUCAUCAUCGUCUUCGUCUUCUUCGUCCUUGCUUCCUUCCUUCCGUCGUACUCUUUCGCCAUUUCUAGGGCUCCGAAAUUCCAAUCCUAAUCCAAAUCCCUAAAAUGUCCUCGUAAUCGUUUCCCUCACCUCUUCCCUCACAGAGAAUCACACGGUGAAAACACACACAUAUUGCAUCCAGAGCCAGUCUACCUUCCCAAAAUAGAAAGAAAUGGCGCAAGAAAAUGACGUAAUUGGCCUCCACUUCCUAGAACUAUGGCGUUCCAACUCGAAAGCAGCAGCCGCCGCCGCGACAGCUACUACGUCGACUUCCUCCUCGUCAAAGGAGGACGCGGAAUUCGAGGAGGAGCCGACGGAGCUGGACACGUUUAACAGCUCGGGAAUGUUUUCAGUGGUUUUGUCGGAUAAGCUAUCAGUUCAGUAUCCUACUGUGAAUUUGCACGGUCACGAUGUCGGCGUUGUUCAGGCGAACAAGCCGGCGCCGUUGAAACGGCUGGUUUAUUACUUCGAGAUCUUUGUUAAGAAUGCCGGUGCUAAAGGCCAGAUUGCUAUUGGUUUCACCGCCUCGGGCUUUAAAAUGCGCCGCCAACCAGGUUGGGAAGCAAACAGCUUUGGAUAUCAUGGCGAUGAUGGUUUGCUUUACCGUGGACAUGGCAAAGGAGAAACAUUUGGCCCAACUUAUACAACUGGUGAUUCUGUUGGUGGUGGCAUUAACUACUCUGCACAGGAAUUUUUCUUCACGAAAAAUGGGAAAGUAGUGGGAACUGUGGCCAAGGAUGUCAAAGGUCCUUUAUUUCCUACAGUUGCUGUUCAUAGCCAAAAUGAGGAGGUAACGGUCAACUUUGGAAAGGACCCAUUUGUUUUUGAUCUAAAGGCGUUUGAAGCAGAGGAAAGAAGAAAGCAACAGAUGACAAUUGAUAAGAUAUCUAUAUCACAGAAUGCCAGUUAUGAAAUUAUCCGUUCCUACUUACAAUAUUAUGGAUAUGAAGAAACGCUCAAACAGUUUGACAUGGCUAGUAGAAGUACUGUUCCUCCCAUCGCAUUAGGUCAGGAGAAUGGAUCCAGUGAUACUGAGAUCACUUAUGCAAUGAAUCACAGAAAGACUCUUCGUCAGCUAAUUAGGAGUGGUGAGAUUGAUGAUGCAUUUGACAAGCUUCGCAUGUGGUAUCCUCAGAUUGUUCAGGACAAUAAAUCAGCUAUGUGCUUUCUGCUUCACUGUCAAAAAUUCAUUGAGCUUGUUCGGAUCGGCAAGUUGGAAGAGGCGGUGGUAUUUGGCAGAACCGAGUUCGAAAAGUUUUACAGGUUGACCGAGGUUCACGAUCUGGUUAAGGAUUGUGCGGCAUUGCUAGCAUAUGAACAGCCACUGAAGUCCUCAGUUGGAUAUCUUCUUGAAGAUUCUCAGCGAGAAAUUGUAGCUGAUGCUGUUAAUUCCAUGAUCUUAUCAACAAAUCCUAAUAUCACGGAUGCAAGAGUUUGCUUGCAUUCUUGUCUUGAGAGAUUACUCAGGCAGCUAACUGCAUGCUUCUUAGAGAAGCGGUCGUUGAAUGGUGAUCAGGGUGAAGCAUUUUAUCUGGGCCGACUACUUUGACAUAUAUUUACUGCCAAUACAACUAGAUUGCUACCUCUGUCCAUGUGUACAUAUCGAGCUUCACCUAUUCAGCACAGGCGGUAAAAUUGCUUUUAGGGUCCGAGAUGCGUCUUGAGUGGGGGCCUUGUGUAAGUCCUAAAUUGUCAGUAAUAUUAGUCUUCUAAACGAGGGUUCCUCUGCUGUAAAGUUUGUACCCUGAUAACAUAAGCGAUGAACGAAAGUGCUUCGUUGACCAAUUGAUGUUACAGCAGUAACCUAGAUAGCGGUUAAUGCUAAUGUUUUUACAGUUAUAAUACACCUGCUGUACAGGAUAAGCAUCUCUUACUUUCUUUGCUUCUGCCAAUUGAUGUCAACUGUCCAUUGCUUAA
Molecule: messenger RNA, 1984 nt
Organism: Coffea arabica (coffee)
Lineage: Eukaryota; Viridiplantae; Streptophyta; Magnoliopsida; Gentianales; Rubiaceae
Product: ran-binding protein M homolog
Molecular function (GO): protein binding
Source: RefSeq, a predicted model, not a curated record